Bombina bombina (fire-bellied toad) is the source of this 4375-nucleotide messenger RNA. Its product is annotated as rho guanine nucleotide exchange factor 3. The transcript has 12 exons. Lineage: Eukaryota; Metazoa; Chordata; Amphibia; Anura; Bombinatoridae. Gene Ontology annotation, biological process: positive regulation of Rho protein signal transduction. Gene Ontology annotation, molecular function: guanyl-nucleotide exchange factor activity. The record is from RefSeq and is a predicted model, not a curated record. The coding region runs from base 137 to 1660 and encodes 507 amino acids.
UGUCUUGUGGGACACAAAGACAGAGGCAACAGCAAAAGCUGUAAAAGCAGCACCUAUGUGUUUAUCGGGCCACUCAAAACCAUGCCAGCCAUUGUCACCUGUUGUUAUGCCAUUAUAGUGACCUGUAGGUAGGACGAUGGAAAAGAGUGAAAGACUUCAAGGGGGGGAAGAGGAGAGCAGUUCAUGGUCACCUAUGCAGAGAGAGCGCUCUUAUACAGGGGGAUCUGACAGCUCUGGACUCAAGAGGAGGAAGCAGCAACCAGACUCACAAACCCAAGUAUCAGAAUUAAAGGAACCCAGGAACAAAAGAGUUAAACCUGUCACCAAAACUCUGUCUGCCACCUGCACCCCCUCUCCAAACAAAGUUACCCCUCUAAAGAAGCUCAGCCUCUCCAUCCAGCGAUCUAUUGGUAGCAGGAAUGACAGCCGCUUAUUCAGUUUCACACCGCGGAUGCGUAACCGGGAUCCUGGGAGCGGGACUAAGAGAAGGAGCAGUAAAUUGUGGAGUGAAACAUUUGAUGGCACUGGAGAGGAACUUUCUGCUCGAGAGAUCAAGAGACAAGAGGUUAUAUUUGAACUAAUGCAGGGGGAGCACAUGCUGAUAGAGGAUCUCACUAUAGUAAAGAAGAAUUACUAUGAACCUAUGUUAAAGUUGUCUAUCAUGUCUGAGGAAGAGCUGGCUCAGAUCUUCAGCAUCCUGGACACACUGCCCCCUCUGCACCAGGGCCUCUUGGAUCGACUGCUCCGGUUGAGGCGUGAAGAUGGCACUGUGGAGCUUGUGGGUCCAACUAUGCUUGAGUGGCUUCCCUGUCUUCACAAAUACAAUACCUACUGCUGUAAUCAAGUUGCAGCCAAAGCUUUGCUGGAUCACAAAAGAUGUAAUCUUGCUGUUCAGAAUUUCCUGCGACUUUGUCAGGAAUCUGCGUUUAGCCGCAAGCUAGACGUAUGGAGCUUCCUAGACCUUCCUCGGAGCCGGCUGGUUAAGUAUCCACUGUUACUGAAGGAGCUACUUAAGAACACAGCACCAGAUCACCCCGACCACACUCCUCUCAGCCAGGCGGUGAACUUGAUCCAGGAUAUUGUAAGUGUGAUAAACAGUAAGACUGGUGAAGCCGAGUGUCAGUAUUACCGUAGACGCCUCUCGUAUCUGUAUGAAGAUCAGGAUGAAGGAUACGUGUCUCGUUCUCGUCUCCUGCAUUGUCAUGGAGAACUCAAAAAUAACAAGGGACAGAGGCUUCACGUCUUCUUGUUUGAAGCUGUGCUAGUUCUCACGCGUCCGAUUACACAAAACGAUCAGCUGCAGUUUCAGGUUUUCAGACAACCGAUCCCCCUUCCAGAACUGAUACUGGAGGACUUACCGGAUGGAGAAGUCCGUGUUGGUGGUUCCAUCAGAGGGGCAUUUACCACUGGCAAUGAGCGAGCUAAGAACAUUUUCCGCGUGAGUUUUCAGGACCGAUCACGAGGACAGUCGCAUACGCUACAAGCCAAUGACACAUUUAACAAGCAGCAAUGGGUGAACUGCAUCCGCCAGGCAAUGGUAUCAAGCAGGGAACGCAUGGCCAGCCGGAGGCUGACCCAGGACGCUCAAUGCACUUUGGUGGACAUCUCAGUUCUCAGUAUAGGCUGUAAUGAGGACAGUGAAGACACGGUGGAUGGUUAACGAGGAAUUAUGCACCGGGCAGCUCUAGGCCAUGCAAGCUGGUAUUCAAAAGGCAACUUAUUACACCUGUGACUGGUGUCCUCAUCAAGAUGCAAUGCCGAAUUUAAGUGACUUUUUUAUGAUAUAACAACCCCUGUGUAUAAAGUUAUAUACAAGGAGAUGGUUGUCCAGCUAGACUGGUGGUUGUGGAAGAUGAACUUUCUAAUACUGUAGACCUUCCAUAAAUAUCCAAGUCACCUAUUUUUUUAUAUUAAAAAAAAAACAAAAAAAAAAACAGGGGGCUGCAAAAUGCGUAAGGCAUAUCCUUUGAAUACUUCUCUUUAAAGGGACAGUAAAGUCAUCAUUAGACAUUUAUGAUUUAUGCAGAUAAUACAAUUUUAAACAACUUUUCAAUUUACUUCUAUUAUUUAAUUUGCUUCCUUCUCUUGUUAUCCUUUGCUGAAAGGUUUAUCUAGGUAAGCUCAGGAACAGCAAAGAACCUAGGUUCUAGCUGCUGUUUGGUGGCUGCAUAUAUCUACCGAUUGUCUUGGCUCAUACCAAGAGAAUGUAGUAAAUUUAAUUAAAAAAAGUAAAGUGGAAAGUUGUUUAAAAUUGUAUGUUCUACCUAAAUCAUGAAAGAAAAAUGUUGGGAUUCAUUUCCCUUUAUAUCUCCUUACCUACUAUGCAUAGAAAGUUUUAAAGUUAGUACAAUUAUACCAGGUUGCACUUAAUGGGGUCGGGAUUAAAAAAAUAUAUUUUUUUAAUGAAAGUCUAUAAACCAGAUUUCCUGAAAUUAUAAUUACCCUAACUCAUGCAAUAUUAUCUUCAUCUGUAUAGUAGUUUAAUUUGUGUAGCAUGAUGCUAAGACUUUUAUAUAAUUAAAGGGACAGUAAACACCUUGUAAUUACAAGACAUUUCUGUUUUGUUGCUAUAGAAUAACACAUCAGCCAAGUCAUAACAUUUUAAAAACAAAUUAACAUCCUUUUUACUACAAUUAUUUUUCAUUAGCCAAACUCCACUCACUGUUUGCCUCAUUUGGAGGAGCCAAUCAGGGCUUUAAUCCACAGACAACAGGGCUAGCAGUGGCCAUAAAGUUAAUAUAAAACUGCAUUGUUUUGCAAUUGUUUUCUGAUCCAAUUAGGGACUGAUAUGUAGCAGAGUUAACCUUAAGAAGUCAGCAGGGUACAUUUCAAGUUGUGAGAAUUAAAAAAUUGCUCAAAAUUCAGAGCUAAAUUACAUGAAAAGGGGGAAAAUAAAUAAUGAAAGUAUAUUGCAUAGCUGUUUCAUUACAAAUAAAUAAAUAUUUUAUAUAAAAAUCUUAGUCUUUACCUGUCCCUUUAACAAUUCUGGAACCUUUAGGGGGCACACCUACAAAAUCUAAAUCAUAAAAAAAAAAAAAAAAAUACAAUUGUGAAAUAUAUAUACUCUGAGUCCCAAAUGGUAAAAGAAACUUUAUUUUUUAGAGUUAGAGUUUCUUCAAACUGAAGCAGGGAAGUGCAGUCCUCCACAAUAUAUCCCUAAAGGCAGCAAUUCUUCCCAUAAAAAGGUCAGCUUCACACAAGUCAUAUAAUGUGAUACAUGGUACAGAUCACCCUAAUACAGGCAACGUGUAAAGAUCUCCAAUUGAUAUCUACCCACAAAGGUAGAAUAACCCCAAUGUGCUGUAUGGAGAAGGCUGAACAAUUCCAUUGGCUCAGCUCACUGUAUUCCCAACUCUGGAACUCAUAGCUCCAAAUAGCCCAUAUAACUAUCAGACUCUAAGUAGUAAUAUCAAAUUUAUUUAUUAAAAAUAACAAUAAAAAGCCUCACACCGGCUAUUAAAAACAAUGAGGCCGAAUUAUCAAAGGUCUUGCAGACCGACAGUGCGGAUCAGGUUCGCAAGACCUCGCUAAAUGCGGAGAGCAAUACGCUCUCCGUAUUCAGCAUUGCACCAGCAGCUCACAAGAGCUGCUGGUGCAAUGCCGCCCCCUGCAGAUUUGCGGCCAAUGGGCCGCCAGAAGGGGGUUGUCAAUCAACCCGAUCGUACUCGAUCGGGUUGAAUUCUGGCGAUCUUUGUCCGCCUGCUCAGAGUAUUGUUUUUUUACAUGUAUACAGAUAAUAAAUAAAAAGCACCAAAUACAGAAAGGACGAAAAUAAAAAUAAUACGUAUAUCAUUACUACAAGCAAUAAUGAAAUAGAGUUUGUACAAGUAUAGUCAUAGAAUUGUAUAGACUCUUAACAUCAGAGUAGAUACAGCAAAAAAAAAAAUAUAUAUCUAUAUCAUUACAGUAGUAGGUGCACAUUCAAGAAUUACAAAUGGCAUAAAGAUACAAUACAUUAAUAGAUUUACAUAGAUACUAUUAUGCCAGUUUUACUUAUGCUUUCUUAUCAGCACAAAAGAAAAGACAACCAAAUAGUGCGUAAUUAUAUUUAUGGAAAUAUAAAUAGGGCACAGGCCUGAUAUUACACACCCUCUAUCUUAGAGUUGAGAUAAUGGCCCACUUAUUGUAUAUAUAAUUUAACUGCACGGUAAUUAGCAGGCUGUUGUCUUUAUACUGCAUGUAGAUAUAGAACUAGGAAAAAAGAGAGACAAAAAAUAAUACUUGGAAUCCUAUUAUCCUAUAAACCACUGGUUAGUAAGGUUAUAAAAGGUAUGUGUGUGCUAUGCAGAUAUGAUACUUACACCUGAUGAAACGGUUGUUAUACCGAGAAACGCGUAGUGGAUUGGGUAUCAAAUAAACUACCUAUUUUAUUUCA